GCUAUUAAUCCAAAACAGAAUAACAUUAGGAAUGGGAAAAAUCAUUACAAAUCUUAUAAAUACAUACUUUGAUAAGCCAUUAAGCAUUCACAAACAGAGUUACUGAAUCAAAAUCAAAAUUCAUCGAUCAAGUAUGAUCUGGAAAAAGCUUAAGGUGUUGGGAGCUGGUUCUUACGGAACUGUGUCUCUUGCAACGCCGUUACCACAAUACUAUUCAGGAACUACGAUCUACGGAGCUGUUAAAUCCGCUGAACUUUCUCAUUCGUCUUCUCUCCAAAGAGAAGGGGAAAUAUUCAAAGUGUUGGAUGGAUCUGAUUAUGUAGUACAAUGUAUGGGAGAAGAUGUGAGCAUUGAAAACGAUAAGCACACAUAUAAUCUCAUGCUCGAAUAUGCUGCUGGUGGAACUUUGCAUGAUAUAAUUCACAACCCCUUUAAUAUGAUCAUGGGGGAAUCAGAGGCUGCUUACUAUACUUUUCAAAUCUUAUCUGGAAUUUCUCAUAUUCAUCGUAAAGGUUACGUCCAUUGUGAUCUGAAACCGGCUAAUAUACUUGUUUUUCCUCGUCCACAAUUCAAAGUUCCACAUUUGAAGUUGACUGAUUUUGGAUUGUCGUUGACAUCAGAUGAAUCACUUACCUACAGGGGAGAGCGUUUGAAGAACAGUGGCUAUUAUAGCCAUAGAGGUACCCUUGCGUACGCAGCUCCGGAAUGUAUAGUGUGUGGGAUUCACAGUACAGCCGUUGAUAUCUGGGCACUUGGCUGCAUUGUGGUGGAGAUGCUUACUGGGGAGUGGUUAUGGCCCGUAGAUAGAAACAAGGAUGAGUUAAUGUUCAUGAUUGCGCAUCAUAAACCAGAGAUUCCAAAAAGAUUAUCAGAGGAAGCAAAGGACUUUUUAAGCAAGUGUUUCGAAAAGGAUAACUGUUUGAGAUAUAGCGCUGAUAUGUUGCUUCAUCAUCCAUUCAUCAACAAAAGUUGUUAUAAGAACCUGAUGGAACAUCGAUUGAUGUAUCCUUCUGUUAGUGUGGGAUGCGGAGAUUGGAUUUCAUCAGAGCACUUGUUUUCGACAAUCAGUCCUCGUGACAGCAACUUCAGAGGAUAAAAAGUCUGAUAUGCAGUAUAAGAGGGGCCUCGGAUUGAAUUUGAAAGACUUAUUACAUGUAUAUUAACUCGUGAAUCUCUUAACAAAAAUCGAUUGAUUGAUAGCUUGGUGGUAAUGAAGUUGUGAUUUUGAUCUGCAAGGACAUUUUUGAGAUUUUAACUUUUCUACCAGUUAUGUUUAGAUUUAUAAUUUGAAAGUUAUAUAAAUUUUCAUUUUAUAUGUUCUGAUGUGAUCUUUUUUAUGCAAAAGGUGGAUAUGAGUUUUGAUAAUGUUAGACUUUGAUCUAUAAUUUUAUGUCUUUUAUUCACCUACAUAUACACAUUGAUUUUGCCUUAUUCGUGAACAUAAAAAGGAAUGGCUAUAAUUGGUAACUACUUAAUAGUUUGUUGCAGUCAUUUGGUAUAAAAAUAUGCAUUUAGGAAUUAAGUUUUUUUUAAUUCCUGAAGAAUUUUAAUUAAAACAUUUUAUUCAUGUUAGGUUUAACUUAUUUGGCAAAAAGGUUCACAAAUAUGUACCUUCUAUUAGAAAUUUCAUUUAAUUUGAGGAUAAUUUUGAUUAGUUUAUGAACAGA
This is a messenger RNA of Solanum lycopersicum (tomato), 1667 nucleotides long. RefSeq names its product mitogen-activated protein kinase kinase kinase 20-like. The record is from RefSeq and is a predicted model, not a curated record. Gene Ontology annotation, biological process: protein phosphorylation; signal transduction. Gene Ontology annotation, molecular function: protein kinase activity; ATP binding. NCBI's taxonomy places the organism in Eukaryota, Viridiplantae, Streptophyta, Magnoliopsida, Solanales, Solanaceae.